UCGUGACGAACGGUUAUAUAGAUCCCAUCUCCUCCUACUCUUUUUGCCAAAGUGCUCGCAGUGACUUUUAAAUCGGAAUAGAAGGCUAUCCCACAUCUGCUGUUUGGCUGGUACAAACUCAAGUUGAAUUUUUUUUUUUAUUAUUUGGUUAUCGGCGAGAGAAAAUGGACGAGUGGCUUGGCCUGCUCGUUCGUCAGCCCAAUUCGCCGAUCGGGCGAAAUCGGGAAAUGCCGGACAAUCGCCUACAUUGUGCGUCUGAUUAGGCCCCUUAUCUAUCCCUUGCACAGUUGUGUGUGUGUCUGUAUCUAAUCCGAAAGGACACGGCGUGUUAUUGUGCGUAAAAGCCUAUAAUCUGAUUAGACCCAAAGUGACCAUCGCGAAACUUGUGUGUGUGUGUCAACGACGGUCGUCGUCUCUGCAGACGAAAUUCGUCGUGAAAAACCAAAAAGGCCGAAGGAAAGGUUAUUGGGCAGACUCCCAAUCUUUAUAUAUUAUACCUUUAACGUUCCACACCAGACAGCGAUGGCCAUUCUGCGAAAUAUAUUACAGUCAUUCGCUGCCGGACUCGUCUAUUGUCAGCUGCUGGUUGUCUUCUGCUGCCUAUUCGUCCAUCAGGCCAAGCCGGACGGCGCCCUGGCCUACGAAACGGACAGUAUUAAAGACGUUGCCGGGAGAGAAAGCCAACAGCAUUCGGCCGAGGGCAAAUGUUGGCAGAAGGACGUCCUCAAUCUGGAUGCCGAGUGGACGAGCGUGCGGGUGAAUAACGGCCAGCAGCAUCAGCAUCAGCAGCACCACCAGCAUCACCAUCGCCGCCAUCAAUAUCUACCCGAGCUGGAACCUAUGCGGACCGAGAUGAGACCGCCGUACGGAAUCCAGUCGCCCAAUCAUCACGUCACCGUCCGGAUGACGAUUCCGCACGGGGGUGUGGCUCACCUGCCCUGCCCAGUGCGACAACUUGGCAACAAAACGGUUUCUUGGGUCAAGUACUCGGAAGACAGUGUCCAAUUGCUGACGGUGGGCAACGGGACAUAUUCCAACGAUAAUCGGUUGGCGAUCGCGUGGCGCUACCCCGGCAACUGGACAUUGCAGAUCUCGUCCGUCGAGCUCCAGGACACCGGCUGUUACCAGUGUCAAGUCAACACGCAUCCGCCCAUCGGUCUCUUCGUCUAUCUGCACAUCCGAGGUCCGGCCGUGGCGAUUGUCGACGAAAGAAACGUGUCCGUGCGGGAAGCCGUUUUCAAAAGCGGAGCUCUGGUGCGGCUGGUCUGUCAGGUCCGUCAGGCCGACAGGGACAAUUUCUCACUUCACUGGAAAUUCGGCGAGGCUAUUCUCAAUCACGAUACACUGAGAGGCGGUGUCAGCGUCAAGACGGAACGAAAAGGUCGGGACGCCGUCAGCUGGCUCCUCAUGGCCCGGGCGAGUUCACGCGAUUCGGGAAUCUACACCUGUUCAGUAGACAACCGAUCCGAGGCCGUCGUUUCCGUUCACGUCAUACAAGGUGAACAACAGGCGGCCGUUCAAGAGCUGACGGGAGUGGCAGUCCGGCACUGCAGCAUUUGGAUCCUUCUCUUGGUGAUUGGCCAUGCGAUACUCUAUUGAAAAGAAUCGUUUCAUCCAUCUCAAUUGCUUUUGCGUUCUUAUAUGAGUUCCCCUCAGUUAUUCCACUCUAUAUAUCGUACUACCUAUUUUAUGUACAUACAAAAAGGCGAUAAAAAUUCUAUAGUCCUCGUCGUAUAUAACAAAACAGAAAAUAAAUUAAACGAGAAAAAAAGAAGAAAAAGAAAAUAAAGAUCCUGUUUUAUUGCCAUAUCUUUUCCCUCAUUGUGUACUACUUUAACGGUUCUGUCUGCGACGCUAUGCCGUCCUUGUCCCGUCGUAAAUCCAUGGGUCUGCUGGCGUGUGGUCAUAUUGAACCAAUAAAAAAACGAUAAAACUUUUGAUUUUGCCAGCGUCAUUUUGUUGUAUUCUGUUUUGUUUGAAAUAAAAUAUCUGGUUCAUU
Daphnia pulicaria is the source of this 1999-nucleotide messenger RNA. RefSeq names its product zwei Ig domain protein zig-8-like. Gene Ontology annotation, cellular component: neuron projection membrane. The record is from RefSeq and is a predicted model, not a curated record. NCBI's taxonomy places the organism in Eukaryota, Metazoa, Arthropoda, Branchiopoda, Diplostraca, Daphniidae. Gene Ontology annotation, biological process: synapse organization. The coding region runs from base 523 to 1599 and encodes 358 amino acids. The transcript is spliced from 8 exons.